Messenger RNA from Papilio machaon (common yellow swallowtail), 2162 nucleotides. RefSeq names its product protein hunchback (gene hb). The record is from RefSeq and is a predicted model, not a curated record. NCBI's taxonomy places the organism in Eukaryota, Metazoa, Arthropoda, Insecta, Lepidoptera, Papilionidae. Gene Ontology annotation, cellular component: nucleus. Gene Ontology annotation, molecular function: RNA polymerase II transcription regulatory region sequence-specific DNA binding; DNA-binding transcription factor activity, RNA polymerase II-specific. The transcript has 3 exons. Gene Ontology annotation, biological process: regulation of transcription by RNA polymerase II. Bases 173 to 2026 code for a protein of 617 amino acids.
GCGGUCACAUCGCAUUUGGCCGUCGCGGCGAAGGGUUGUGUUUAAAACAUCUUCAAACAUUUUACGUGAUAUUGUUUUGCAAAUUAGUGUUCGAUUGAACAAAGUGAAGUUUGAGAACAGUAUUAGUGUGCCGUGAUUUUUAGUCAAUAUUCACAAUACAAAACGGAACGGAAUGCUGAGUUGCGCUUCCCCGGCCGGCAUGCCGCCCGGCCCCCACACGCAUACUCCCAACUGGGGCUCGCUUUUACAGCCUCCCACUAUUAAAUCCGAACCAAUGGAAGACGGCGGCUUUGCAAAGGAUCAAACCAGCGGAUUCUACUCGGAAGGCUUUCACAGCGCUUCCCCUUCCUCUUCGAGUAAGGAUUCAAACGGCCACUCGCCGCGCAGUGUGGGCAGCGUCGGCGAACCAAUGCCCUUCUACGAAAACAUGUCUCUCAAAGCCAAAGCUAAUCUCGGCAUGCAUCUAGGAUCAUAUCAAAAUGGGAUGCCCUACAGUCUUCUCACACCUCCUGGUUUCGAGGCGCGCAACAACGAGGAUCGCGGUCAUUCACCUGGAUACGAAACUUCUUAUUCCCCGAGAACAUUAGCACCGCCGGUCCAUGUGUCCACGCCGAUAUCGAGAGCCGACGCCACACCGCCUAAAUCACCACCUGGUUCACCAGAUAGAGAGCAGGAGGCGCGUUCAUACGAACGAUUCCAUGAUUCCGGGUUUGAUGGUAACCAGAAUAAGCCCGAAGUUGACGACGGACGUGAUGGAUCCGGUCUCGAUGACGACUUUGACGAAGAGCCCGGAUUGAGAAUCCCCGCGGUCAAUUCCCACGGAAAAGUAAAAACGUUCAAAUGUAAACAGUGCGAGUUCGUCGCUGUCACAAAACUAAGCUUUUGGGAGCACAGCAAGGAACACAUCAAGCCGGAGAAGAUGUUGAGUUGUCGUAAGUGUCCCUUCGUCACAGAGUAUAAGCACCACCUGGAGUAUCACAUGAGAAAUCAUCUUGGUUCGAAGCCAUUCCAGUGCACCCAAUGUUCCUACUCCUGCGUUAAUAAAUCAAUGCUCAACUCACAUUUAAAAUCUCAUUCUAACGUUUAUCAAUAUCGUUGCGCUGACUGCAACUACGCCACCAAAUACUGUCACUCGCUAAAACUUCAUCUACGCAAGUAUCAGCACAAUCCCGCUAUGGUUCUCAACUUAGACGGCACACCCAAUCCCCUGCCAAUAAUAGACGUUUACGGCACGCGGCGGGGACCGAAACAAAAGCCCUUGUCGAAAAUAUUCGAGCAAUCCGCUAUGAACAACAAUAACAAUCCCCAGCACAAUCAGGCGCCAUCGCAUCCCAUCUUCGGAGGUCAUUUUCCUGUCAAUCUGUCUCCUUACCUGCCGCCACUGCUACCUCAUUCGUUCUUAUUCCCACCGAACAAUAACUACGAACAGCGGACGUCACCCAUACCUGAAGCUGUUCCAGAAAAACGGCAAACGGUUUCACCUCAAUCUAUUCUCCAACAACGCCUAUCGUACGGGGAACGACCGUCAGGAAGCGGAGCUGUGUCACCGCCAGCUAAAUCACCGGCUAGUCUACCACCGACACCAACCGCCGCCCGCAGCACAACACCGGCACAAGCCAAUGACGCGCUCGAUCUGACGAACGCUAAGACCAGUGAAGCAGGUUCUCCGCCACCAGGCGAGCGGUCUAUGCCAUUGACACCCACUACAUCAUUGAAGAAUAGAAGAAAAGGUCGCGCGUUUAAAUUACAGCCGGCGGCGUUGCGUCUUCAACACGAAGACAAUAAGUUAGGUGACGAGGAAGUGUCCGGGUCGGAAUCUGAUGCGUCUGCAGACGUGCCUACCUCGUCAGCGUCAAGUACGUACUCGUGUCAGUACUGCGACAUUACUUUCGGCGAUCUAACGAUGCACACCAUCCACAUGGGUUUUCAUGGGUACAACGAUCCAUUUAUGUGUAACAAGUGCGGAGAACGCAGUGCCGACCGCGUUGCGUUCUUUAUUCACCUCGGCCGAGCGCAGCACGCCUAGCUCCUUACCAAACAUUUUUAUCCCUAGUCAACGCUUUCGAGUUCAAAAUAGCCACUAAAAGGAUAGGGUAAGUUUGAAUUGUAGCAUAAUUUUAGAAACUGAUGUCAGUUGUUAUAUUUAAAACCAAAGAGUCUCA